Molecule: messenger RNA, 3835 nt
Organism: Platichthys flesus (European flounder)
Lineage: Eukaryota; Metazoa; Chordata; Actinopteri; Pleuronectiformes; Pleuronectidae
Gene: stam2
Product: signal transducing adaptor molecule (SH3 domain and ITAM motif) 2
Exons: 14
Coding region: 133-1674 (513 amino acids)
Biological process (GO): signal transduction
Cellular component (GO): endocytic vesicle
Molecular function (GO): ubiquitin binding; phosphatidylinositol binding
Source: RefSeq, a predicted model, not a curated record
UACCGGAAGAGCAACUGGUGCGAGUUUAAUGGACAAGGAAGAGAAAUUAUUUAUUUAGGUGAAACGUCAAGUCUUCACAUCAAAACAUUUUCCUCUCGUCGAACUAUCCGACUCCGUUUUUAAGUUGUCAUCAUGCCUUUGUUUUCCCAAAACCCGUUUGACCAAGAUGUCGAGAAGGCAACCAAUGAAAACAACACAACAGAUGACUGGGGCCUGAUUAUGGACAUCUGCGACAAGAUCGGGACGACAGCCAAUGGACCAAAGGACAGCUUGAGAUCCAUCGUGAAGAGAAUCAAUCACAAAGUUCCUCAUGUUUCCAUGCAGGCCGUCAAUUUGCUGGGAGCCUGUGUGUCGAACUGUGGCAAAAUAUUCCACUUGGAAAUAUGUUCAAGGGAGUUUGCCACUGAAGUACGGACCGUGCUGGGCAGGGCUCACCCGAAGGUGUGUGAAAAGCUAAAGGCGAUGAUGGUGGAGUGGGCAGAAGGCUUCCAGAAGGAUCCACAGCUCAGCCUUAUCGGCGCCACCAUCAAGUCUCUGAAAGAUGACGGCAUCACUUUCCCCUCGUCAUCCUCACAGGGGUCGACAACAAAGGUCAGCACACCUGCUGUAAGCAAAGCAUCUAAUGAUGACGACCUGGCUAAAGCCAUCGAGUUGUCCUUGCAGGAGCAGAAGCAGCAGGUGGAGACACGCCCCCUGGCCGUAACCUCCGAGCCCCCAAGCUACGCCAAUGGUGGAGGGGGGCAGGAGGCCCGGAAGGUGCGCGCCCUGUACGACUUUGAAGCGGCUGAAGAUAAUGAGUUGACCUUCAAAGCUGGAGAAGUUAUUCUGGUUUUGGAUGACAGUGAUCCAAACUGGUGGAAAGGAGAGAACCACAGAGGAGUCGGCCUCUUCCCUUCCAACUUUGUCUCAACUAAUCUGAAUGCUGAACCGGAACCAGUGGCUUAUGUUGAAAAAACUGCCAGUGCUGAAGAGCUGAGCCAGGAAACCAAAGUUGAGCCUGAGCCUGUCUUCAUAGAUGAGGGGAAGAUGGACAGAACGCUGGCACUGCUGCAGAAUGCAGAUCCUGCGAAUCUGACUCCUGACACCCAAGAGCUGAUCCAGCUGGAGGGAGCGUGUGAACAAAUGAACCCGAUGAUUGAUGAGCAGCUGGAGGAGAUUGACAGGAAACACUCAGAGUUGUCAGAGUUGAAUGUGAAAGUUUUGGAGGCUCUGGAGCUUUACAACAAGCUCAUGAACGAGGCUCCAUUCUACUCACCCUACUCCAAGAUGCAGCCGCAGUACGCACCAACCGGCCCAGCUGUGACCAUGCAGGGCUACCUCGGACCAAACAACGCCCCCUACCUGCCUCCAGGGAUGUCCCAGGUUCCUGCCGCACAGCCUUACAACCCCCACAGCGACCAGCCCGCCCCUCUGCAUUCACUGCCCCCAAAUGUCUCGGCACCGCCCAACUGCCAAGUGGCUCAGCCUCCCUACAUGAGCGGUGGCAUGAACACUCAGUACAUGAACCAAGCCGUGGGAGCUUCUUACCCUCCUCAGGGCGGCGUGGCCAUGGACAUACCGACCUAUCACAACUCGGGCAUGCCUCCCGUGUCCUAUCCUGUGGCUGCUCCUCUUCACCAGGCUCCGCAGCAGCAGCAGCAGCAGACGACGUAUUAUCAACAGCCGCUGCUGUAAAACUCCAGUGACCGCAGACCUGAGAUUCAUACCCACCUCAGAUAUUUCAGCAGCUGGCUGUGUGUUAAUUUGGCUUACAGUGUGCGUUUGUAUGUGUGUGUUUAUGUUUGUGUGUUUGUGUGUGAUAGCUGCUUUAGGAUCAUUCCUGUCGAGCUGGAUUGAACACACCCUGGGAAGGUUGAAGUAACUGAGGUGUGUGAUGCAGGUCUGCUGUGUAACUGAGUCUGCACUCGGCUGCUGUAUAUGAUGCUAAAGAUGGCGCCAGGAGUUUCUUCUUCUACGUCUUUUUCCUGUUUGACUGACACUGGUUUUCACAAACAUCACAGGUCGACACAGGAGAAGAGUUGGUUUUGCUCAUCAAUGCAGUCAGCGAGACCUUAUCUCGCUUUAUGGAAACAAGCUUUUCACAAUCCCCAGUUAAACACAAAACAAAGCUACUCCCACACGAUACUAUUACUGAGUCCUCUCUCCUCGGAGUCCAGGCAGCAUGUCAUCUUCCUCAGUGGUAACAGAGGGUCCGGCCAUGUCCAAACUAUUGCAGUUAAAUGUAAACAUGUGCCAUUGUUUCUCACUGGCCGCUGUGAAGGGAAAGCAACGCAUUAGCUACAGCUUCUCUGUAUAUUUGGAUGUUUUCAGCCAGAGUGCUGCUGUGCACUCUAGUUAUUUUUGCAGCCCUUACAGCCUCAAAUAAGAUCAGGAGGGAAUAAAUAUACAAGAGAUCAAAUAUAUCCCUCAGGUUGCAGCUCAGAAAGUGACCCUUAGACGUGGCUGGUUCAGAUUUAUUGAUCAAAACUGAUGCAUGUCUGUUCUGUCACAUGUCUUCUGUCUUAUUAGACAGGUGAUGGGACCAAUGCGGCUGAAUGUCCCAUAAAGACGGUGUGCAGGCAGAGAAAAACACAACUUUGCAAAGUCAAUACAACUGGAGACACCACACACUGAAUAUCCAUCAUUCCUCACCCACAUCAUAUGCUAGCGAACGCCAUUGGACACCUGGCGUUUUCAUACAUGUGAACACGGCCCUAAAUGUUUCGCUUCUCUUUAAGUUUUAAAUCGCCAUCUUUUUUUUAAACGCAUCGGGGACUUCAUCCUCGGGCAGGUACAGUUCAUCCUGACACUGAGGGAUGGAAACACUCUGGGGUUGUGAUGCGAGAGCUCGUCUUUCUGCCAAGUCAGCAUAUAACGGUAUCUGUGGGACGAGUCGCUCGCAGGUUGCAGUUAUUAAAAAGCCUGGUGCUUCAUUUCUCCUCCUCCUCCUCACCAGCACAGAUCUGUUAUGUUAACAGUUAUAUUUGUCCAAAUGGUUCAAACGUUGCUUUUCCAUCAACUCACUGCCUUGUAAUGUGUUGGAGACAUUUUUGUGUGUGUGUGUACAUUUAUGUCUUUUGCAUGUUUGUAUGUGUCGGGGCGUUCUCUUGUGGAAUGACACAGGUUUUUUUGCAAGGUCAGAUUAUAGGUUGAACUAAGAACCAGGUAGUUGAUCGAUUUGUGUGUUUAUUAAUCUGAUAAAAUGUUGCAUCUGUUCAUGAUUGUUAUGUCCCUUUAGCAGAAGCUGUCGACUUGCGUUUCUAAACGGUCAAUGACAUUGCCCCUACAUUGAUUUAUAUAGAUAUAUAUAUUGAGGCAUUGUUCAUGUGGGAUUUACACUAUUUCAGAAUAUGUGACGAUUGCUCCUUCUUUUAAAGUCCUGGCAAAAUGUAAAUGGAACAAAAUGUUUGUUGUUAAUAUGAAGAAAAAGAAGUUAGAUGUCAUGUUUUUAACUUCUGUUGUUUCAUCAAAAAAUAGAAUCUAAUAGAAUCUACAAUUCUUUUGCAGUCGGUCCGUAGUUAUGAUUUUUUAUCCAGAACUGUCUGUUUCCAUAAUGCGCCUCGUAUUACAGGCACUGUAUAUUAGAUGUAAAAUACCUGGGUUUGACAUUGACAUUGCACCUUAGCUUUGUAAACAUUUAUAUACCACUGGAUGCCUUGUUUUUCUGUAGAGAAUCAAAGGAAUGACACAGAUAGAACUUUGGCGAGUAAUUCUAGUCUCAGAAUCCGCUGGAUAUGUAUAAUUCUGUAUAUUUAAAAUAUUCCAGGAGAAGUUUCUUUAUCCAGGAUUUAAAAAAAUUGCUUUUGUAACAGAGCAAACCUAUAAAUAUUCUUUGAAAUAAAAAAAAUGACAUGUG